Paramecium sonneborni is the source of this 2449-nucleotide messenger RNA. The record is from the annotation of a GenBank genome assembly. Lineage: Eukaryota; Ciliophora; Oligohymenophorea; Peniculida; Parameciidae.
AUGAUUAGUUCUGCUGAAAAUAAUCUUUUAAAUAAUGGUGAAAACUUUCAGGAUGGUAUAAGAAUGAAAAUAUAAUUAAAGAUCUUUCAAGACCAUUUGGUUUACAACUGAAAUUUAACUAGUUUGAAGAACUAUAAAAAAAUACAUAUGAAGAGAUGGAUGUAUUAGCUAGUCCAACAAUUAUUAAAUAAGAUUAAAAGAAGAAAAUUGAAGCACGUUCAUCUUAAGGAUCAGUAUUUCGAUUUCUAAAAAUAUUACAAAAAAAGACAUAAUAAUUGAAAGAAAAUCGAAAAAAGCUUUCCUUUUUUCAAAAUAUAUAUUAAGAAAAAAUACUUCACUCAGAAUAUAAUAAAUAAAAAUAAACAAGGAGUAAAUAUGUUGUUGAUCCAACUAAUUCAAUAGCAUUAGUUUUCUAAUUUUUUAAGUGUUUGGUUAUAUUUUUGCUUCUUGUGAUAAUAACUUACAUUUGGAGCUUUGAAGAUUUGACAUAAUUGAUUGAAAAUAAUAGCUAUUUAUAUAUUAUAAUGAUAUUGAUAAUAGACAUAUCCCUGCAAUUUAAUUUAGCAAUAAUAGUUAGAGGAUAAGUAAUAAUUAAUAAGAAAUUAGAUAAUAUACGAUAGAGUAAUGAUUUUAAAAAAGUAUAUUUCAAGACAAUUUUUUGAAGAUAUGAUUUUUUUAGUUUCCUUGGUCUUAAUAAUCCAUACAUCUUAAAUAAUGUUUGUAAUAGUAUUUUAUGCUAAUGGUAUUGGGAUGCUAUUUAAAAUUAUAAGAAAAUUAGAGGAGUUAUUUGAUUUGAGUGUUACAAAGACAGAAUUAUUGAAGUUGUUGAAAUUGCUUUUUUUUAUAAAUUUAUUAGCACAUUUUAUAGCAUGUAUUUGGUAUUCGAUUGGAUUGAAUACAAUAGAUGCAAAUAAUAAUUGGUUGGAUUCUAAAUAAAUAAGAGAUGAAUCAAAUUUUAUUAAAUAUAUAUAUUCUUUUUAUUGGUCUGUUGUUACUAUGGUGACAGUUGGAUACGGAGAUAUCACUCCAUAAAACUAUUUAGAAAUGAUUUUAUGCAUUUUCAUAAUGUUUUUAUCUUGUGGAGUGUAUGCUUAUUCAUUGAAUACAAUAGGAUAAAUAAUAACAAUUUUAAAUCAUGAAACAGAUAAAUUGGAGAAAAGUUUUAGAACUUUAAAUAAGUACUUUAAAUAGCACAAUAUAAAGGAUGAAUUGUAAAGUAGAAUCAAGAAUUAUUUAGAGUAUAAAUUGAGAGAAGAAGAAAAAUAAAGUUAGAAUGUAUUAUUCUAAUUUAAUAAAAUAGGUAUACACUGUUUUAGAUUAAUUAUCUAAUCAUCUUCGAUUUAAGAUUAUAUCUGAAAUUUAUUAAAGUAUGCUAUCAAAAUGUCCACUACUUCAAACAAAUUUUUCAAAAAGUACUUUAUUAAAUUCUACAUCUUUACUUGAAACUCUCAAUUAUGAACCUGAUGAUUUAAUUGUAAGUUAAAAUACAUUAAAUGAAAAUGCACUUUAUUUUAUUGAUUAAGGUACAGUAGAAUUAUUUGAAUAAAGAACUAAAACAAUGUUAACUGAGUUUACAUCUGGAGAUUCUUUCGGAUAAUAUGAAUUCUUUACUAAUUCUCAAGCUGCAUUUACAUACAAAUGUAAGACACAUACAAGAGUAUUUAAACUCUCACGAUCUAAAUUUUUAGAAAUUCUCAAUAAAGAAGAUUUUGAAAUCUUUCAUUAUAUUAAACAUUGUUUUGAAUUUAAUUUACCUGUAAAACAUUCCGAAUGUAUUAUUUGCCAUUAAAAUGAUCAUUUAGUUCAUUAAUGUAAAUUGUUAUUUUAUAUUCCUGAUAUUUCAAAAUUGGUAAUCAGAUAAUAGAAUGUCAAAUAAAGAAGACAAUUAAAACAAAGAAGAAUUCAAAGAGAGAACAGUUUUUCUAUAUUGCCUGUAUUUUUUUCAUUUUUAUUAUUUUAGUAAGUUUAAGAAAAAUAAUUUGAAUAUUAUCAACAAUACAUCUAAGAAUAUUCAUAGAAAGAAAUUUUUGAAGAUGAAAAUAUAAUUAUAGGUGCUGAUUCAUAAAUUACUUCAUUGAUGUAUAAUACAUUAAAGGCAUCUGAAAUUUAAGUUCAAGUAUCAAAUCAAAUUGAUCAUGGAAAAGAAAUUCUAAAAGCAAAUAGUUACAGAAAAAUCAACUCUUAAAAUGUCAAAACUAGAUAAUCUUUACCAGAAACAGUAAAUAAUCUUGAUACACCAAAUAAAAUAAUAAAAUCUACUUUAAAACAACUAGAUACAAUACAAAAUUAAACAAUAGUUUUUGAUAGGAUGAAAGAUUUCAAUCAAUAUUUUUGUGAAAACAAUUAUGAUAUACAAAUUCGUAAAUAUAAUUAAAAUUAUGUUGAAAAAGGGUUUUUAACUACAACUAGAAAAAGAGCAGGAAGGGCAAUGAGAUUUAUUUAAUUAUGA